AUGGUCUUUGUGGUAGAUCUUGGUAUGAAUGACUUCAUACAAUUUUCCUUGGCCCUUUUGAAAGAAGAAAAGGGACAAUGCGGUUUGCGCCAUGUUUGUGGGCUGUUGCUAGCAUUAGCCCGGUGGAGAGCCUCGAUCCCCGCGGGGAGUCCCCGAAGGCUCCAUUUCAGAUGCCAAGAGCUUGUGCAUAUUUGUGUAUUCCGCUUGUUUCCCAUUGGCCAGCCCAGUGUCCCAACUCCUUCCUUGCCGAGCACCACAUUGAAGUCGAUGGCCUCCACCCUCUUGUCCUCGCCUCAGCCUUUACCUACUCAGCAGCCUGCUACCACAUCAACCCAAGAGCAUCAACAGGAGGCACAUCACUGUGACCAUGAGCUUCUCACCAACAGACCACAACGUCCCUCUCAAGUUAAUCUAUCAGGGGCUCACUCGAACACCAGUGUCACUCUGGAGGGGCACCAGUCUAGCCCUCAGGGCUUGACCGAUCCAUCUCAGCAAACUGUCUGCACCCAAUUUCUUCUCAAUCGGUUGACCCAACUCGAAGACUCUGGUCUUAAAUGCCAAGGUCUACCGAUCAGGUAUAGGGACCUUUCGGUCUUCAGCUCUAAGAUAGAUCAUGAGAUUGUCGAGAGUUUGCCUUGGGCAAUCUAUCGUAGCCUCAUUAGGCCAUUGGUAUUGGUCCACAAACUUUGGGUGUUAUCCAGCAGUAGUCUAUGGAGCUCGAAAUCAAAUGACCGCCAGCCAUCUGGGAAUCAGGCUCAGAUCCCCAUCCUCAGCAACAUCGAUGGGAUAAUCAAUCAGUCCGAGUUACUGCUGGUUCUUGCCCGACCCAGGGGUGGGAUGACAUCCCUCCUACGCGCCAUCUCACUCAACCAUGAGAGCUUCUCGGCAGUGACCGGGCAUCUCGACUUUGGGUCACUGCCGAGCGAGCGUCUCGAAUCUCUAGGCCUGAAACCGCUGGUCACGAUGAUCGAGGAAUAUGACGAACACUUGCCAUCUCUGAAUGUCCAAAAUACCUUGGGUCUUGCCGCAAAAUGUCGAACGCCAAGAUCUAGACCGCAUUGGAGGAGUCGCGCCGAAUGGGCAAGAUCAGAGGUUCUGAAUUGGUCCAAGGUCUUCGGAUUAUCAUCAACCACCCUAGAGACUUACAUCGGCUCAGAGGCCAUCCGAGGAGUCAGCGGCGGGGAACGCAGACGAGUGAGCAUCAUCGAAGGCCUUUUGACACGAUGUGCGGUCAUUUGCCUCGAUAAUGCCACCGCAGGUCUCGAUUCAGCCAAUUCUUACCACCUCGUCAAGUCCCUCAAAGAGUGGUGCAAGGUCGACCGAACCAGUGCGGCCAUCGGGCUGAGACAGGCCAGCGAUGGCCUCUAUAAUCUCUUUGACAAGGUCUCCGUACUCCACGAGGGUCAUCAGAUUUACUUCGGACCGACUUCCGAGGCCGUCCAAUACUUCCAAGAGCUCGGAUUUCUACAUUCUCCAAACCAGCCGAUCGCGGACUUUCUCUGCUCAGUGACCGACCCUUCGACAGCCAAGGCCCGCUCAGAGGCUGCUCAUGAGGUGCCUCAGACCCCAGCCGAGUUUAUUGCCGCUUUCAGACGCUCAAAGCACUUCUUCAAUCUCAAUCUAGAAAUGAUACAGUAUGACAGUCGCUACCCAUCGUCAGGAGCUGCCCAACACAUCAUCUACUCGGUGCCUGCCGAAAAAGAUGCUUUUGUCCGGGCAAGGUCGCCUUGGACGAGCAAUUACUUCCGACAACUAGCUUAUCUCACUUCACGCCAAUAUGCCUUGAUUAGAGCCGAUCUCAGGCCAUACAUCACCAAGACAAUGAUCAACUUAGUAUUAUCCGUGAUCAUCGGAACGUUAUUCUAUCAGCUACCCAAGACGACUGAGGCAGCUUUUUCGAGAGGCUCGGUCCUGUUCCUCUCGGUCUUGUUCAAUGGAUACCUCCAGCUUUCCGAAUUGGGUAACACUCUGAUGGGCAGACAGAUCACUCAGAGACAUGGAAAAUUCGGGCUUUACUCCCCCGGUGCCCUGGCGCUUGCACGAACGUUAGGCGACAUACCGUUGAUCACUGCUCAAGUGUUGAUGUUUGCUAGUAUCACUUAUGGACUUGCUGGAUUGCAAAGAGAUCCUGUUCGCUUUGGAAUUUAUAUACUACUGGUCGAUGCAACAGCGAUUAACCUAACAGCAGUAUUUAGGAUGCUUGCCGCAGUGUCAUCCACAUUUGAUGAAGCCAUGAGAUACUGUGGAGUAGUGCUUAAUCUAUUUGUUAUCUUUGGAGGAUACUUCAUCCCUACACCUUCAAUGGGAUCAAAGCUCAAGUGGAUCCGGUAUUACCUGGAUCCCAUCUCCCAUGCAUUUGAUGCGGUACUUUCAAACGAGUUCCACGGCUUAGAGCUUUCAUGUUCUCCUCAGCACAUCGUACCUCGUGGGCCAUCCUACACUGAUCCCACCUACCAAACAUGUUCAACACUGGGCUCCAGGCCCAAUUCCUUGGUAGUAUCAGGAGACGAUUAUUUAUUUCAAUCAUACGGAUUCGAGUACCGUCAUCUGUGGUAUAAUUUGGGCAUGAUCAUCGGCUCGAGUGUGAUAAUCUUAGUGCUCAGUGUAUUUUUCACAGAAUACCUCUGUUUCACCAAGUUCGGAUCAACCAGACUGUUCAGAAAUUCAGCUUCGGUUAGGAAGAGGCUGCGAUGGAUGAAGAAGACGCUCCAACGAGAUGGCGAAAGCACAGAAGAGGGCAUCGUGGUCGAUCGACAAACACUUAGCGAAAGAAUGCAACUUGCGAACAAGGUUUGCUCUCCGGAUGAAGAACCCUCGGGUCCAGCCCAGUUUGAAUCAGCAGUGUUGACGUUCAGGGAGCUGAAAUUGUGUGUCAAAGACCGAAUUCAACCACGAAUUCUUUUAAAUGAAGUCACCGGUUACUUCCAACCAGGUGAAUUGACCGCACUCAUGGGAGAAUCCGGAUCGGGGAAGACCACUCUGUUAAACGCCUUGGCCGGACGAGCCAGUUAUGCUCACAUGUCCGGAGAGUUAUUGCUUGAUGGCAGGCUACCAACCGCUGACAGCUAUCGAUCGAUUGGAUAUGUUGAACAAACAGACUGUCAUGAUGAAUACGCGACGGUCCGAGAGGCCCUGGAGUUGUCUGCUCUCUUAAGACAACCCAAAUCAAUCCCUCGAUGGGCCAAGCUGGCGGAUGUGGACCGGAUCAUCGGAUGGCUCGGCCUGAAAGAGCUGGAGGAUGCUAUAAUUGGGACCCCCAGUGCGGGAUUAUGUUUAGAAGAUCGCAAGAAACUCAGUAUCGCCGUCGAACUUGUGGCCCGACCCAAGAUUUUGUGCUUGGACGAACCCGUUAGUGGGAUGGACUCUCAAUCCGCAACGCAUAUCAUCCAUCUCCUCCACAGACUGGCCUCCCAAUUCAACCUGACCGUCGUCGUCACCGUGCAUCAACCUUCAGUGGAAAUAUUCGAGAGCUUCGACCGACUGAUCCUCCUGCAGAAGGGCGGCAAUCUGGCCUAUUUUGGCCCCCGAGAUCGGGCAGUGGCUUACUUCGAAGCCCAAUCUUCUCGACAAUACACAUCCAUCGAACAUCCUGCAGAAUAUUUGAUCGACUCAAUGAGAAAAUCACAUGAAGAACAAGAUCGGAUUAUUGAUGGAGUUGUGCUGUCCGAAUGGCGCUCGUCUUCUGAGCAUCAAGCGACGGUGGAGAGAAUUGAGCAAUUAAAUUCAGAGGCAUUCAGCCUCGACCAAUCGAUUUUCAACAACCAAAGAGGAGGAGUGAUAUACACGGAAAUCAAGGAGCUUACCAAGCGAUUUUCGAGACACUUUUGGCGAGAUAGUUCGUUUGGAUUCACUCAAAUCUUCACCGCGACCGCGGUUUCAGUCUUGAUCGGAUUAAGUUUCUUCCAGCAAGCUUCAUCAUCUUCAUCAUUUUCGACCGCUCGACCUCUUUCGGUUUUGAUGGACAGCACCAGAAAGACAAGCUUGAUGGGCCUUCAAAACCAAGUCUUCAGCGUCUUCUUGAUCCUCUUCCUUCCCCCGGUUUUCAUGAACCAAUUGAUCGCCAAAUGGUUUCAGUUUAAGUCGAUCUAUGAAACCCGCGAGAAGCUCUCGGGCUCAUAUCGCGAAAUCAGUCUGGUCAUCGGCUUCUUCCUUGCCGAGUUGCCUUAUAGCAUCCUCUCUGGAUUGAUCUUUUGGACGAUUUGGUUCUUCUGUCUUGGCUUCAGAAUCGAAUUAGAAUCGAUUGGUUUUAGUCUUCUGGCCGUGCAAUUGUUCUUUUUCUUCCAGAUGACAUGGGCGAUUUGGAUCGCUGCGUUAGCUCCAACGAUCGGCAUCGUGGCUAAUCUUUUACCAUUCUUUUUGGUAUCCAUGGAAGCUUUUAACGGCAGUUUACUACCAUAUGAUCAAAUGCCGAAAUAUUGGAGGUGGAUGUAUUGGGUUUCACCGUUCCAAUGGUACGUCAAGUCGGUACUUUCCAUGGUCCUACAUGGCCAAAUGGUCACCUGUCAACCCGGUGAAUCAGUCCAAUUCCUGGCACCCAAUUCCACCAGUUGUGAGGAAUACUCUCGGGAGUUUAUCCGAGCCCACAGCGGAUACUUGAUGAGCGCGAUCGACAUUAGUGAACAAGCUCAAACCACGCAGAGUUGUGGAUACUGUGGAUACUCGACAGGGGAUGAAUUUUUAUCUGACCGAUUCAAGACUAACUUCGAACAGAGUUAUCAAUCCUUGAAGGUCUUCGGGAUCUAUUGUCUCGUCAACUUCCUCCUCAUCUUCCUAUUCAUCAUCCCCAAAUCCGGCGGGAUCUCCCGCUUCAACCUUGCCAAGAACCUCAAAACGAUUCACCAUAAUCGGUCAUAA
Messenger RNA from Puccinia graminis f. sp. tritici CRL 75-36-700-3, 4854 nucleotides. RefSeq lists its product as uncharacterized. Gene Ontology annotation, cellular component: membrane. NCBI's taxonomy places the organism in Eukaryota, Fungi, Basidiomycota, Pucciniomycetes, Pucciniales, Pucciniaceae. Gene Ontology annotation, biological process: transmembrane transport. Gene Ontology annotation, molecular function: ATP hydrolysis activity; ABC-type transporter activity; ATP binding. The record is from RefSeq and is a predicted model, not a curated record. The transcript is spliced from 12 exons. The coding region runs from base 1 to 4854 and encodes 1617 amino acids.